Messenger RNA from Rotaria sordida, 459 nucleotides. Lineage: Eukaryota; Metazoa; Rotifera; Eurotatoria; Philodinida; Philodinidae. The record is from the annotation of a GenBank genome assembly.
AUGAAGGUACUUAUUUUUCUGCUUACUCUCCUUGUUGCUCAUAGUACUGCUAACAAUGGUACACAAUUUUCUUCCUUCGUCAGUCUGGCGAGUCCUAAAAUUGUUCCAUAUUUACUUGGUAUAUUUCAAUUCAAUACUGUUGAACAAGUCACAUUUCCACUUGACCCUAUAAUUCCAUCUACAGCACAAAAGGUUCGCGUGACUGUCUUCAUUCGAAGUGGAAUGAAUUCUGGUGAAGCUGCUUUUAAUGUUUGGUUAUGGACUGAAUGUCCUGAGUUCAAUUUUAAAGAUACAAAAUUUAAACGUGGUUAUCGUUACUAUCAAAGUGCUUAUUCAUUUGAUUCGGAAACACUCGAAUUUUUCUAUUGUUCAUCGAAGCCUGAACUUAAUGUUGUUACAGAUAACCCAUCAGGCAAUGUACAACUAGAGCUAUAUGCUGUAGGUUAUACUAAAAAUUAA